Anopheles arabiensis is the source of this 5327-nucleotide messenger RNA. RefSeq lists its product as uncharacterized. The record is from RefSeq and is a predicted model, not a curated record. Lineage: Eukaryota; Metazoa; Arthropoda; Insecta; Diptera; Culicidae. Gene Ontology annotation, biological process: calcium ion import across plasma membrane. Gene Ontology annotation, cellular component: plasma membrane. Gene Ontology annotation, molecular function: stretch-activated, monoatomic cation-selective, calcium channel activity.
GCUGCUGACUAAAUAUGACAACCAUCUGACGGAACCGUCCAACAAUGCGUCUGUGUGUGUGAGAGAGAGCGUACCAGUGUCCAUUGCUGAAAUUGGGAGAGCGUGAUAGGGUCCUGCGGCAGGAGCAACAUUUCCUGCUGCCAGCACUGUAGCACUUCUGCACUUGAUUGAUGUGAAAAUUGAAAAUUCCAACUCCAGCUCGCGGAGCCAGAGAGUGAAGAGCGCGCGUGAGAGCCCACUUGCCAGCACUCACACAUGCGCGCUCAUGCAAGGAGCUAACCGUGAGCGGUGAGCGAGCAAUUGGAGAGCGCGAGCAAACGACUGAAGGAAACCGCUCGGCAGCAGUUGGCAGAGCGACCGAGCAAUAGCAGCAGCAGCAACCAAGCAGUCAGCAGCCAGCAGAGUGAAAUUGGAAAAGUCACCCGUGCAGCCAGUUUGGUCAGUUUGGCCAGUUUGAGUGAGCGUCGAGGUCAGCAGGUAGCAGCAGCCAAGCAGUGCGCGUUUGCCCUCGCGUUUUGUGUCCUCCGUGUGUGAAUCCUUUUUUCAGUUUCGGUUUUUCCGUUUUUUAAUCUUGCGAGCUGCCCGUUACUUGCGCCCGUCCGCUGUCGCGAAAGUUGCCAAUGGUGGAAGUGUUGUUACAGCACCAGCAGCAGCAGCAGCAGCAGCGGCGGCGGCAGCUCGAGUCGUCGGUGUCAGUGUCGGUGCGGUCGUGGAGCAGUGUCGCUAGUGUGGCGUUUGUCGCCCGCGGUGUCCGUCUGUGUGGGCCCGUGAGCCCGGUUUCGGUGGUGGUGCAGGGUGCGUGCGCGCGUGACCGUUGCGGGCACUAAGAGCGUGAAAAGAGCGUGUAAGAAAAGGAAGCGAGUAGGGGCAAACGGCACCGCGCGAAGCGAAAGAAGCAAGAAAAGCAAGAGAAGCAAGCGAAGAGGAAAAGGAAGCAAGCUAUAAGGUUGUUGAAGCGAGCGAGCGAAGAAGCAAAAGAAAAGAGGGUGCAAGCAAACGGGGCUGCCGGAAAACGCACUGUGGCGAAGUUGCCGUGGCAUUGCCGGAAGUGACGUGCUGGGGGGAAGACGAAGAACAGGCGCGCGGCAACCGGUGGGUGGGAGGAGGAGGAGGAGAAGGAGGCGGGACGUUACGGCGCAUCGGCGGACGAUGAUGGUGGGGCCAUGAGCCCGAGCCCCGAGGUCGUUGCGAGCCGCAAGCGCGUCUCAAGCGGGCCUGCACCAUGCUAGCGCCGCCGAACCCGAGGUCAAUAUGCGGCCAGGACCCGGGCUGGUCGUGAUGGCGCUUGCGUUUAUUUCGGGGGCUCGGCGAGGCACCGGUCAACAGAGCAGCAGUGCCAGUCAGAGUGGCAGGUUGGGCAUAGUUGGAGAAGACAAUACGGGAGCAGGCGGCGCACUAACGCGGAUCAAUCCGUGGCUUUCGGCGUGCGAUCUGGAGCAGCCCAACUCGGCACCGGAUCUCCAGGGUCAAUGUUCAGCCGGUACACUGCCUGUGGCCUGGAUAGACGAAGGUCCUGGACCACCGCGGUGUCCACCGCCAUGUGCAACGCUGCGUGCACAUGCCGCGUCUACAAAGUAUGAGACCAAGCUGCAAACAUUACGUUUAAGACAUUGUUGUGAGCGUACCGUUGGCAGUGCUUUACACAACGCAGCCUACGCCGACGUGCUGCACGGCGGACCGGGCUGCACCGGGCGGCUGACCGAGCUGCUCGAGACGGACGCGCUGGCGGCACGGAUCACAUGCGAAUUUACCGAGGUGCUGAUACGGUACGACUGCGGACAGCCGUACUCUAUCAUCCACCACUGUGAGGAUUGUAAGGAGGCAUAUCGAAGGUGGGGCUGCAGUGUUUUUAUACCGUACUUCACGUCGAGGGACGACAUCAAAAGUGUUAACAAUAAAACCGGUGAUCGAGACAGUGACCGUGCUACCCAGGGGAAAUCGAACGCCAUCUUUGGGGACGCCGCGAACAAGCAGACUGAACCGAACAUGAACGAUGCAAACAAACAGCAACUAGUAAAAAAUAUAUCAAUCACUGUAAAAAGUUCACGCCGAAAAACGCAACGAGUACGAAUACGACCAUGUCUAAACGUAUGCCAAACCGUAGAGCAAAAGUGCCCGUAUAUGCUGCCGGGCGAUCGGGCUCCAGCCUAUCCGACGCAGUACGCCGGCGAACCGACGUUUCUUUGUCGAGAUCUUAACAUCGAAGAAACGGGCGAACAACUGCGAAAGUCAAACAACGGCCCGACCGGUUGCUGCUACGACUACUGCGGCCUGAGCCCGAUCGAUGGCCUGUGCGCACGCUGUGAUCCGCUGCAUAACGAGACGCGCCACCCGGACAGUGCGGCGCUAGCGUUGAGCAGCGAACCACCGGCGGUAUCGGCCAGCUGCCCGAGCAUCACCACCCCGACGAGCAGCUCCUCCCAGUCCGAGCAGUGCCGGUUGUCGCAGGGCGGCAUCGCGUCCACCGCUACGACCAGCUCUCCCAGCACCACCAUCACCGCCACCACUGCUGGCCGCGGCAGCAGCAGCAGCAGCAGCAGUACCACCGCCAGUACCACCGUCAGUAGCCGAAGAGUAGUAGCGGGAGACAGUACCACCACUACCACGGCGAUGUCAAUGCCGUCGGGCGUCUCGUCGCCCGUGCGGGCCGUUUCGUCUCUGCUGCGUGCGGUCUGCGCACUCGGCUCGGUCUACCGGACGCACACGAGCGGUGUGCAGUCGUGGAUCGCGAUGGUGGCCGUACUGACCGUCGGUACCGAACUGGUCGCCUGGACGAAGCAGCUGGUCCAUCUGCUGGUGGUGUUAUAGCUCGCGGUCCGAGGGCUCCGGCAGCUGAACCGGACCGCAACAUUCUGCCCCCGGUUUGACCGGCUGCACCACCAGCAAUGUACCACCAUCAGCAACAAAGUACCCCGUCUCAGGACACUUCCGUUUGGGGGAACGACGAACCGACGAACCGUAACGCACGGGUAAGGUCUAGUGUGUCAAGCAGUGUGUAAAUCAUACCGGAGGAGAAGUGCAGUGCGCUACAUCAACGUUAGAGCGCAUGAAUGUAGCGUGUUGCAAAAUUCGAGAAAAAAACAGAGGAAAAACCAACAAACAAAACCGAAAAUGAAAAAUUACACCAUAGCAAGUGUCACAUUGAAAGAAGCAACACAAAUAACAAAACAACAAACAAAACAAAGAAAAAAGAAAACCCCAAAUAAUAAUAAUAAAUAAUAAUAAUAACGAUAAUAGCUGCAAAUUGAGAGUCCAAUAGGGGUGCGAAAUAGCGAUCAGAUUUUAGGAGCAAAUCGGAGCACCGUAUAGCGAAAGGGAAAAUUCCGUUCGCCGAAACGAAACAAAAAAUACACACACUCAACAAUAAGCUAAAUAAGAAAGAAAACACAACCACAAAACACACAUGUCACACAACACACUGAAACAAAAACUAGUGCAAUAAACGAAAGAAAAACACCCAAUCCAAUUUGAAGAAACAAGAAAAUUUAACGAAUAAUGAAAGAGAAACAUUGAGUAGUAAAUGAAGAAAACAAACAAACAAACAAACAACACUACGGAAAAGGAAAAACACAGAAAAAUAAAACAACAACCACCACAUCGGAAUGUGUAGUAGUACACGAUGGUAAGGAUCCAGCGAUGGAUCGCGGGGAGAAAUAAUUACUCCACACGAAACCGAUAUUUGUAACAAAAAGCUUAACAAAUAAGCAAUUCACCAAGUUAAGAAAAUAAAACCAGAACAGUGUAGCGUGUAACAUGACUUUUGGAAAAUGGGGGAAGUGAAGUGAAGGGAACCGUCUGCCAAACUUCUGUAGUACGAAUAAGGCAACAAACAAAACUAACGAAUAACGCAGAGGAAGCAAAAGGUAGCCAAAGCGUCCUCGAAUGUCCCGAAACACACGGUUGCCGGCUGCCACGAUUGGAGGAGCUUUUGUGGUGUGAAAGCAAAGGGUAAGAAGUAACAGAAACAUACGCGUAUACAAUAAUGUUACAACGCUGAAAAGGUGGGGGGAAGGAAACAACAGUAUAACAGUGGGUAGGGAGCAGUAUAACAGAGGCGUUUGGGUGAAACAUACCCUCAGCAGCGGAAAGCCAUGAAGGUGUUACAUCACAAAUAACAUUAACAACACUGAUGGACAAUUUAGGUGAAAUAUUAAAUUUAUCUUAUUGCUAAGAUUUAGAGAGCAGAGAAACAGAAAAAAUACACUGGUGGAUAUAAGAAUGUUAAACCGGUUUAGGGCAAAGUAACACAUGCAUAAUGAAAUCCACAAUUUAUUGACCGAGGUACCGGGGUGCAAGCAUGCAACUAGUGAAACUCGGGUUUGAUUGAAUGAGUGGUGAAGAUACCACAAAAUACCGCUCACAUACACACUUCGUUGCACUAACACGUAAGCAAUAAAACGUGUAAGUGUGUAUGUGUGGGUAAGAGUCUAUGUAUGUGUGUAUUCACACUCGUAUUCAAUAACACACGAGACCGUCGUGGUUUUGCAAACCUUCACUCGUUUUAAAUGUACGUCAAACAAACCAAACAUCAACAGCAAACAACCUAAUAGUUGUCGGGCUAAGUAGUUGUAAUUAUCUCGGUAUCCUCUCUAUCGCAUGGCUAGCGUUGGAGGCAUUAAAACAAACAAAAAAUCACGAAACAGGCAACGUAUUUGCGUGUUUCUGAUAUUUUGUUGUACAAUUUGGCCAACCAAAACCGGAAAACGAGAUUCGCCACCAGAUGGAGGUAGGGGCAUUAACAUACCUUUGCGAAAUGCGAUACAUAGUAAGUUGUAUAAAGAAAGGGUAGGACCGAAAGGAAUUAAUGUUGGACCGGCGGUGGUGCGCGCUGGAGGUGUGUUAGUUUUGUUCGUUGUGAUGUGACAAGUUGUUGUUUUUUCGCGGGAAUCGUUUUAUGUUACGUUUGUGUUGGAGCUGAAUUUCGUACAUGCGGGUUCCACGUUUAGUGUGGGGUUAUUGGGAGGUAGGGGAAGAAAAGUGAGUAAGGACACCAUAGAGCCUGCGGAACCGGAAGGUGGUGUUAGUAGUGUAACAGAAAGUACAGAAGGAGAGAGAGGAAAAAUACACACAAAAGAAAAACAAUGCUAUUACUACUAAGAGAUGACUAAUCCGCAGGAAUGUGAGAUGUGCACUAGUUUUUAUUAAAGAAAAAAAACAACCUUCCAACUAGCGCAAUACCAUGCAAGCGUGCUAGCGUAUAGACACAGCAGAAGUGGAAGGAACAGCAUAGGAAAACCGUUGCACCGAUCACCGAUAAACACGUCGUAUACACACACACACACACACACACACACACACACACACACACACACACACACACACACACA